AUGAUCGGCGAUGGCCAAGAAGAGAUCAAACACAAAGGAGUUGUUAUCGACAUAAACCAGUCACGGCCGUCUCUAAUCAUGUUGUCCCAUUUGGUCCACUCUAUCCCAUGUGGGGAACACCUCAUCCAGCCAGCAUCCAGACAUGGCUCGCAAGGUUACUACCCUUGGCAACCAACUGAAACUUGGCAUUGGAAGCCCUAUCCAGGGGUGCAACCUGAUGCAUGGGGUUGCCGUGUUAUGCCCAUACCUCAGGGAAAUUACUCGACAUUCACUCAAAAUAUGCAGAAUGCAAAUGGAUUUCAUUUGUCUAGCACCAUGGACAAGAGUAGUGGCAUGCCUCAACGUUCUUCAGAGGAAGUAAUUGACGAGGUGAUGAAAGAAGCGAUAAACAAGCCAUGGUUACCCUUACCUUUAGGCCUCAAGCCGCCUUCUACUGAUAGUGUGCUAGCUGAGCUCUCUAGACAAGGCAUCUCCACCAUCCUCCUCACAUCAACGGCUCUACUUCCUGAUGACGUGGCUCUAGAUUACUCGGUCCCACCAUUAUGCUGCUAA
Molecule: messenger RNA, 552 nt
Organism: Hibiscus syriacus
Lineage: Eukaryota; Viridiplantae; Streptophyta; Magnoliopsida; Malvales; Malvaceae
Product: two-component response regulator-like APRR2
Exons: 4
Coding region: 1-552 (183 amino acids)
Biological process (GO): positive regulation of DNA-templated transcription
Cellular component (GO): nucleus
Molecular function (GO): transcription cis-regulatory region binding; DNA-binding transcription factor activity
Source: RefSeq, a predicted model, not a curated record